AUGAAGACGAAGAACAUCAGGACCCUCUCCCUCAUUCUCUCCAUAGUUUUCUACCUGCUCAUUGGAGCCGCCGUCUUUGACGCACUGGAGUCGGACAGUGAGAGUUCAAAGAAAAGGGCGCUGGAGCAGAAGCUGAACGAGCUGAAGAAAAAGUACGGCUUCGCCGAGGAUGACUACAGGGAGAUUGAGAGGGUGGUCCUUCAGUCGGAGCCGCACCGCGCCGGGAGGCAGUGGAAGUUCGCCGGCUCCUUUUAUUUUGCCAUCACUGUCAUCACCACAAUUGGUUAUGGCCAUGCCGCUCCACGCACUGAUGCUGGGAAGACCUUCUGCAUGUUUUACGCUGUCUUGGGCAUUCCUCUGACGCUGGUCAUGUUCCAGAGCCUGGGAGAGAGGAUCAACACUUUUGUCCGCUACCUUCUGUGCAGAGCCAAGCAGGGCCUGGGCUUACGGAAGACCCAGGUGUCCAUGGGGAACAUGGUCCUAGUGGGUUUGCUCUCAUGCAUGAGCACCCUGUGCAUCGGAGCUGCAGCCUUCUCGCACUUUGAGGACUGGACUUUCUUCAAUGCCUAUUACUACUGCUUUAUCACACUCACCACCAUUGGAUUCGGGGAUUUUGUGGCCCUGCAGAAGAAAGAUGCUCUCCAGAAACGACCACCCUAUGUGGCAUUUAGCUUCAUGUACAUUUUGGUUGGGCUGACAGUCAUUGGGGCUUUUCUUAACCUGGUGGUCCUGAGGUUUCUCACUGUAAGCACUGAGGAGCCUGACAUGAGGCCGGAGGCAGGGGGAGAGGAGCAUGGAAGGCAGCCUAAGGACAAGCAGGGGGACAUAGAGUUGUCGGAAGUAGAAACUGCUGAUGCUGGAUAUAAAGUCAGCAAAGAAAGACACGGCAGCCUGUACAACCUAAGUCUUCCCAUGGAGGGGGGCACCAGCUGUCUGAAUCUCCUCUCCUCUCCCCUAGAGGAGCGCAGACUUGUUUUAUCUGAGCACUCGAAGCCCAGCAGAUUCAGGGUCUUGUUCUCCUGCAUGUGCUGUGGCCUGGACAUUUACAACAGCCCCUCUCCUCCUCACUGUGACCAGGCAGGCGGCCAUAGUAACCCCGUCUUUUACAACUCCAUCUCCUACAGGGUGGACCAAGCCUCGUGCAGCUCGUGCACUAUGUCGUCACAGGCCUCCCCAAGCAGCGUAGCCCUCUGUUUGGGAAAGAACAAACUUCACACCAGGAGGAAGUCAUUCUAACUCUCUGCACUUUUGACUUGUCUCAGUGGCCUUUGUUUUGGACUUUUUGUACACACCACAGAACAGGUAAAAACUAUGAUUUUCCGCUCGGUGAAACAAAAUGCCCUGUGCUUUCCUAGUCAUGAAUGCAGCAUUACUGGCUGUCAAUUAAAAUGCAACAUGUUAUAAGAAUCCUCUAAAGUUUAUAAUGUAUUUUUCUACAAUCAAUAUUACUGCAAAAAAGGUACAAAAAAUAAGAAACUAAUGUUUUCCACUAUUAUUGUCCCAAUAUACUGUAUGUUAUAUAAAAGGUAUCUACAGGAAGUGUGUGAUCAACUAGCAGAAAACGCAACA
Molecule: messenger RNA, 1569 nt
Organism: Micropterus dolomieu (smallmouth bass)
Lineage: Eukaryota; Metazoa; Chordata; Actinopteri; Centrarchiformes; Centrarchidae
Product: potassium channel subfamily K member 15-like
Exons: 2
Coding region: 1-1236 (411 amino acids)
Biological process (GO): potassium ion transmembrane transport; stabilization of membrane potential
Cellular component (GO): membrane
Molecular function (GO): potassium ion leak channel activity
Source: RefSeq, a predicted model, not a curated record